Messenger RNA from Sorghum bicolor (sorghum), 2567 nucleotides. Its product is annotated as probable LRR receptor-like serine/threonine-protein kinase At1g63430. Gene Ontology annotation, molecular function: protein kinase activity; protein binding; ATP binding. Gene Ontology annotation, biological process: protein phosphorylation. Lineage: Eukaryota; Viridiplantae; Streptophyta; Magnoliopsida; Poales; Poaceae. The transcript has 12 exons. Bases 331 to 2364 code for a protein of 677 amino acids. The record is from RefSeq and is a predicted model, not a curated record.
UGGCCGUUAAGCGCAAGCAGUGUGCAAGUGCAACCCGCUUCCCUUCGUCCUCUUCCACCUUCCUCGCGGCUCCUUCCAUCGGCGGGCCAUAAACACACGCGACGACACGAGGACGGACCUCGAUGACCAUGUGAUUGUCAAGUGAAGCAAGCGAACGACGACGAGCCGCAGCCGCCUCUGCUUUUCCUCUCGAUCACUUGCAGCACCCGCCGCCGCCGCCGGCGUGAUACUUUUCUUUCUCCCCCCUCCUUUUUCUCGUGGUGUUGCACCCAGCAGGCCAGCACCCGUGAGCAUUUUCCGGGGGGCUGGUGUGUGUGUGUGCGCACACGGAUGGGGAGGAGCGGCCGUGGCGGCAUGUCGACGGCGACGCUGCUGGGGGUCUCCUUCCUCUGCGUGCUUGUCAUCGGGAACUCUGAAUCUGCCUCGGAUGACGUAUCUGCGCUUCUUGCGUUCAAGAGAGCCAUCUACGAGGACCCUCUGUCCAAGCUGUCGGAUUGGAACUCCAAGGACAAGGAUCCCUGCGCCUGGUCCGGUGUGGGGUGCUCGCCGUUCAACAACCGCGUGGUCACGCUUGAGCUGUCAAAUUCAUCUCUCCAAGGAUUUUUGGCACCACAGAUCGGAUCCCUAAGAUCUUUGCAAACUCUCAUGCUGGAUCACAAUACAUUCGUGGGCUCAAUACCAAAAGACAUCGGCAUGCUAAAGAAUCUGAUUGAGCUGAACCUUAGCUCCAACCAACUUGCAGGGCCUAUACCCAGUGAGAUUGGUGACAUGGCAAAGAUCACGAAAAUAGACCUUCAUGCAAAUCGGUUGGAUGGCACUAUCCCUCCUGAGCUUGGCAAGUUGGGAAGCCUCCUUGAGCUACGUUUGAGUAAUAACAGCCUUACAGGCAUUAUUCCUGCAAGUAAUGAUUCAGACAUGGGAUCUGUCAACAGCAAUGAUCAAAUUGGAUUGUGUCAGCUAUCUCCGCUAACCAAUAUUGAUCUCUCGUAUAACUUUUUGGUUGGAGAUAUUCCUUCAUGCUUACAGCAAAUCCAAAGGUACACCUUCGCCUUUUGUGACUUAAAAGUUUCAGUUGUCUUCCUGCACUUACCUGUUUUACAGUAUUUGAACAGAUCAAGCUUGGUGGGGAAUUGCUUCCAGAACAACACAUCAAACCGUCCACUACAGCAAUGUGAUACUAAUCAGGACAGAGGUGAAGACAAUGGUGCUGAUGAGAAUGCGCAGAAAGGCCUGCCAGAGCCACUUUGGCUAUUCAUUCUGGAAGUCAUCGCGGCACUUUCAUUGCUUUGUUUGUUAACACUUUGUACCAUGACUGGCCUCCGAAGGUGCAGAACUAGAUCCUCUGGGUCCGGGACCAGUGUUCCAUGGACAAGAGCUGUAAGCUGGAAGGAGAAUACCGUAAUCUCAAUCGAUGAUGACCUCCUGGUAAAUGUGCCAAAGAUAAGCCGGCAAGAGCUGGCAGAGGCUUGUGAAGACUUCAGCAACAUAAUUGGAUCGUCUCAGGAGACAGUUGUGUACAAGGGAACUCUGAAGGAUGGCCGGGAAAUCGCUGUUGUGUCUCUGACUGUCCCGGUGCAUUACUGGAAUGACUAUGUGGAACUUUACUUUCAGAAGGAGGUGAUAGAAAUGUCCAGACUGAGUCAUGAAAAUGUUGCAAAGAUGGUGGGAUACUGCAAGGAAUCUGAUCCAUUUUCGAGAAUGCUAGUCUUUCAGUAUCCACCUAAUGGGACACUCUACGAGCAUCUGCACGAUGGAGAUGGGUGGCAGCUAUCUUGGCCUAGACGGAUGAAAUUAGCACUGGCCAUCUCGCGGGUUCUCAGAUACUUGCACACCGAGCUGCAACCUCCAUUUGCAGUUGCUGCACUGACGUCUAGUUCAGUUUACCUAACCGAAGACUUCUCCCCAAAGAUAAUCGAUUUCGAGAGGUGGAGAUAUCUUGCGACCAAACCAGGAUUUGCCUCACUGAAUGGCGAGUCUGUCAACAGCAUUACAGAUUCUCGGCAUAAGCGCUUCAUGGACGUCCAGGCCAACACCUAUGCUUUCGGCGUGAUCCUGCUGGAGCUCAUCAGUGGCAGAGCCUCGGUUUCCAAAGAUACAGGGGGCUUAGUGGAUUGGGCAAGAAAGCACCUGGAGCAGCCCGAGGAGUUCAGCAAGCUGGUGGACCCGAGGCUGCAGAGCGUGAACCAGGAGAGCCUGGGCAUCGUCUGCAACGUGGUGAACCUGUGCAUCGACCCGGAGCCGUCGCGGCGGCCGUCCAUGAGCAUGAUCGCGGCCAUCCUGGAGGAAGGCAUCGAGGCGUCGGCGGCCACCAUGCUCAGGAAUUCGUCUCUGGCCUGGGCCGAAGCCGAGCUGGCCAUCUCCUAGAUGCCCUUUGCUCGUUUUGCUGCACUCGCUAGACUGUAUAGUUGCUUGGACAGUGAUGGUUUGACCCAUUGUUACUAGGUUUGGCAUUGUAAUGUUUUUUUUUUCUUUUCUGGAGGGAGAAAAUGGCAGAUAAAUCUGAAUUAAAAAUGACUCAAAUUUGAUUUGAUCAGCACGAAAAGCAGUCUCUUUUUUAUCCUUUCAAA